Molecule: messenger RNA, 987 nt
Organism: Aspergillus oryzae RIB40
Lineage: Eukaryota; Fungi; Ascomycota; Eurotiomycetes; Eurotiales; Aspergillaceae
Exons: 1
Coding region: 1-987 (328 amino acids)
Biological process (GO): L-arabinose metabolic process
Molecular function (GO): alpha-L-arabinofuranosidase activity
Source: RefSeq, a predicted model, not a curated record
AUGAAAGUUACAAAGAAAGUUCUUGAUCAAUCCCUAUGUUGCACAGCAUUGCUUGCCUUAGUGGGAGGUGCCGCAGCGCAAUGCGCCCUACCAUCGAGCUACAGCUGGACAUCAACCGGCGCGCUCGCGGAGCCUAAGGCAGGAUGGGCUGCGCUCAAGGACUUCACCAAUGUUGUGUUCAACGGCCAGCAUAUCGUCUAUGGAUCAGUUGCCGAUACCUCCGGAAACUAUGGCUCGAUGAACUUCGGUCCUUUUAGCGACUGGUCCGAGAUGGCCUCGGCCAGCCAGAACGCCAUGAACCAGGGCACUGUUGCACCCACACUCUUCUACUUUGCGCCCAAGGAUGUCUGGAUCCUCGCCUAUCAAUGGGGUCCGACCUCAUUCUCCUACAAGACCUCCAGUGAUCCCACCGACGCGAAUGGUUGGUCAGCGGCCCAGCCUCUCUUCUCGGGAACGAUUUCCGACUCCGAUACGGGAGUCAUCGACCAAACUGUCAUUGGCGAUGAUACGAAUAUGUAUCUCUUCUUUGCGGGUGAUAAUGGCAAGAUCUACCGCGCCAGCAUGCCCAUCGAUAACUUCCCGGGCGAUUUCGGUACCCAAUCCGAGAUCAUCCUAAGUGACACGAAGGAGAACCUAUUCGAAGCGGUGCAGGUAUACACCGUCGACGGCCAAAACAAGUACUUGAUGAUUGUCGAGGCCAUGGGCGCCAAUGGACGCUAUUUCCGCUCCUUCACGGCUGAUAGUCUGGAUGGGGAGUGGACGGUCCAGGCGGGCACCGAGAGCCAGCCCUUCGCUGGAAAGGCCAACAGUGGCGCCACCUGGACGAACGAUAUCAGUCACGGUGAUCUGGUUCGCAACAACCCCGAUCAAACGAUGACAGUCGAUCCUUGCAAUUUGCAGUUGCUCUACCAGGGACGGGACCCUAAUGCCAGUGGCGAUUACAAUCUGCUGCCAUGGAAGCCAGGUGUCCUAACCCUGCAGGUGUAG